CGCCUUCUAGAGGCCGAAGCCGCUCCCUCCCCCUCCUCCUCCCGGCAAAGUAAUGGCGGUGCUGCGGAAUGCGCGGCCUUUCCAGGUUCCCAAUCCCCAUCGCUUUUUGGCCCUGGCUGUGCUCGGUAGAAAAGACCCUGGGGGGGGGUCGACCACCUCCGUAGAACCGCAAUUGUGACGCCGGUGCGGCCGCGCAGCCCGGCGCCUUGGCAAGGCUCGUUCGCUUCUCUAUGAUUUUUGUCCUCUCCGGAUGUUUGGUCUGCGCUUGCGCGGAGCGGCCUGGCGUCGUCAAGGAGCUCGACGGGGCGCCAGCGAGAGCUGGGGUAGGAGGCGCGGCGCGGCGUCAUGUCGGCGGGAGGCUUGCUGGAGAAGCCGCAGAUCAUCGCCCACGCGCAGCAGAGCUUAUCGUACACGGUCUUCGGCUGCCUCUGGGUCCCGUGCAGCGCCCGCCUCCUCUGCCUGGGCACCUUCCCGCGGGGGACGGGCGUCCUCCAGCUCUACGAGUUGCAGGGCGGCCGCCUCUGCCUCCUCCGCGAAAUUGAAAAGCCAAGGCCUAUUAAAUGUGGAACCUUUGGUGCUUCUUCUCUGCAACAGAGGUACCUUGCUACAGGAGACUUCGGUGGAAACUUAAAUAUAUGGAAUUUGGAAACACCAGAAAUCCCAGUGUACUCUGUGAAGGGACAUGAAGAAAUCAUAAACAGUAUUGAUGGUGUUGGUGGUUUGGGAAUUGGAGAAGGAGCACCAGAAAUCGUGACAGGAAGCCGUGAUGGGACUGUGAAGGUGUGGGACCCAAGACAAAAAGACAUUCCUGUUGCCAAUAUGGAACCUGCACAAGGAGAGAGCAAAAGAGACUGCUGGACAGUGGCGUUUGGCAAUGCAUAUAAUCAGGAAGAGCGUGUGGUGUGCGCUGGUUAUGACAAUGGGGACAUCAAGUUGUUUGACCUUAAGAACAUGUCCUUGCGAUGGGAGACCAACAUCAAGAAUGGGGUUUGCAGUGUUGAAUUCGAUAGGAAAGAUAUAAGUAUGAACAAACUGGUAGCUACUUCACUUGAAGGAAAGUUUCAUGUUUUUGACAUGAGAACUCAGCAUCCAACUAAAGGUUUUGCUUCCGUAUCGGAGAAGGCUCACAAAUCCACCAUGUGGCAAGUUCGACAUCUUCCACAGAACAGAGAUAUCUUUGUGACUAGUGGGGGAGCUGGAAAUCUUCAUCUAUGGAAAUAUGAAUAUCCGGGACAGCGCUCCAAGAAGGAUUCAGAAGGACAUGAGAUGGGAGUCGCUGGUUCAGUGAGCCUUCUGCAAAAUGUGACAUUGUCGACCCAGCCUAUCUCGAGCCUGGAUUGGAGCCCUGACAAAAGGGGCCUCUGCGUCUGUAGCUCGUUCGACCAGACUGUAAGAGUACUUAUCGUCACUAAACUGAACAAGAUUUGAUGGGAGAAUAGCUGACAAAGAAAAACAUCCAGAGACAUUCCUAAGAGAGCCUUUUGGAAGUUCAGUCAAGCAUCACUGUAUGCCUCAGACCUUACAAGAAGCAGAAAAGCUCGUGUGGAGUGCUUUCUAACUUCUUAGAGCUGAAGAUUGCAUUUGCCUAAAAUGUGCCUUCAGUUUUAGCACAAUGAAACCUGUUCGUGUGCUUGAUAGUCUUCAGUGCAGAAUGCCUUUAUGUUCAUGGCAUCUCUUGCACAGGGUAACAGCUUGUUGCCAGUUGUUUAAAUUAUUCUUAAAAUAUAUGUGUUUCCAUUGGCUCACAAGAAUAGACUGUAAUAUAUGGAUAUCCUGGAAAGCAACGUUCAGAGUCAGCCAAUGUUCGUUCGCUAAAGUAUUAAACUUGUUGGUAUGUUUUUUCUACAUUCCUUGGAUUGCACUUAUUUUGUCCAUUUAAAAAUUGAAUAGCUGUGUUUUAAUUAAGUAAAGAUUAAAUGUUUGCUAUGCUGUA
This is a messenger RNA of Pogona vitticeps (central bearded dragon), 1933 nucleotides long. RefSeq names its product dynein axonemal assembly factor 10 (gene DNAAF10). Gene Ontology annotation, molecular function: protein binding. The record is from RefSeq and is a predicted model, not a curated record. Lineage: Eukaryota; Metazoa; Chordata; Lepidosauria; Squamata; Agamidae.